Funneliformis caledonium is the source of this 524-nucleotide messenger RNA. Lineage: Eukaryota; Fungi; Glomeromycota; Glomeromycetes; Glomerales; Glomeraceae. The record is from the annotation of a GenBank genome assembly.
AAGACGAAAUAUUUGUCGAGCAAUUUUCAAAAUUAACUGCAGAUGUUAACAAUAAUAGUGCAGAAAAUCAGUCAACUCCUUUAAAUCCAUCCACUACUCAUCAAAUGUUUGGUAAAGAUAUUCUUCACUCGACAACACCUAUAGAUCAAGGAAAUGUUAAUAUUCCCUCCAUUAACACGAUCGCGGUGGAUAUCAAUGCUUGGCAACAUCAAUAUGAAAGUAAAGAUUUUACAGCAAUGAUAGGUUGGAAUCAACCACCAAAAGUAAUUGAGGAUGAGGAUUGGGGAAAUUUACCUGAUGUAAAUACUAGUGUGGAUCCAAAUAAUCAAUUUGGAAUGACCUCUUUUCUUAGUUCCGACAUUCUUAAUUUGGGAAAUGCUAAUGUACAUCAACCACGUAUUUUCGGAUCAAAUUAUUUGAAUAAUCCAUCUGAUAAUAAUUCACGAUUAGUUAGUGAUAAUAACAGGACCGAAACUAAACUCACUCAAGGAUUUGCAACAGAAGAUAAAUCGACGAAUUCAUAA